Alexandromys fortis (reed vole) is the source of this 13585-nucleotide messenger RNA. It is a transcript of the gene Atxn1, whose product is annotated as ataxin 1. The coding region runs from base 923 to 3298 and encodes 791 amino acids. Gene Ontology annotation, biological process: negative regulation of transcription by RNA polymerase II; nervous system development. Gene Ontology annotation, cellular component: nucleus. The record is from RefSeq and is a predicted model, not a curated record. Gene Ontology annotation, molecular function: RNA binding; protein binding. NCBI's taxonomy places the organism in Eukaryota, Metazoa, Chordata, Mammalia, Rodentia, Cricetidae. The transcript has 8 exons.
CAGAGUAUACCGCAGACAUCAUUUCUACUACAGUGGCGGAGCCGUACAGGACCUGUUUCACUGCAGGGGGAUCCAAAACAAGCCCUGUGGAGCCGCAGCUAGAGCUACAGCAGCCGCAGGACACUGUGUCUCUCCCUCUGUCCCCCCUUCCCCACGCAACCCCAGAUCCAUUUACACUUUACAAAGCAUCGUGCGCCCCAAAACAAGUCAUCAGGGCAGACCGUUCAAGCUGCAGACCUGUCUGCCAUCCUUGGCCAAGAGUCUCUUCAUCCUCCUACGCCACCUCCUUCUGCAGGGAAUGCCUCCCGUGCCAGCAUACUGGAGGAGCAUGAAAGAAUCUGUGGAGAAGCUUCAGAAGUAGGGUUCCUAUAGACCCUGAGCAAACCAGAGUGGACUCCAGCCUGCGCAAAUGAGCUUGAAACAGGAAUGGUUUGGGGUCCGGGCCUCUUACACUGAAUUUCUGUUUCUCUACUGCCACUCUUUCUGCUCAAGCAAACUCUUCAAGGAAAGAUCUGCUGGGAAGGGAGCGGCCGCCUGUGGCUUUGCACUGUGAUGAAAGCAAAUGGUACAGUUUUCCAAAGAAAUUAGACCAAAACUUUCUUCUUGAGAAGAAACCAACCUGCUGUUGGCAGAGGGUAUUUCUCCUCUUCUCUGUGAAAGGAAGAAAGACAACACCAGAACCCGUGGCCCAGCAGCCGAGGGACGUUUCCAUGGUGAAGUCUCGGGGAGGCUUCCUGGGAGCAGAGCACAGUGGAUGCUAAUCCGGAGCUGCUACUGCCAGCCGAGCGAACCCACGGGGAGAUGAUUCCUCAUGAAGGGCCUGGAUCCCCUACAGAAAUCCCAUGCGACUCUCUGUUUAUCAGACUGAAAUCCGAGCCAGCCAGCCAGUGAAACAGCCACCGUGGAGGGGGGACGGCGAAAAAUGAAAUCCAACCAAGAGCGGAGCAAUGAAUGCCUGCCUCCCAAGAAACGUGAGAUCCCCGCCACCAGCCGGCCCUCUGAGGAGAAGGCCACCGCUCUGCCCAGCGACAACCACUGCGUGGAGGGUGUGGCAUGGCUCCCCAGCACCCCUGGCAGCCGCGGCCACGGGGGUGGGCGGCAUGGGCCAGCAGGGACUUCCGGGGAGCUUGGUUUACAAGGAAUGGGUUUACAUAAAGCACUGUCCGCAGGGUUGGACUACUCCCCACCCAGUGCCCCCAGGUCAGUCCCCACAGCCACCACGCUGCCCACGGUGUACCCGCCUCCUCAAUCGGGGACCCCGGUGUCUCCCGUGCAGUACGCCCACCUGUCACACACCUUCCAGUUCAUUGGCUCCUCCCAAUACAGUGGGCCCUACGCUGGCUUUAUCCCUUCCCAGCUAAUCUCCCCGUCGGGCAACCCGGUCACCAGUUCAGUGGCCUCAGCUGCAGGGGCCACCACUCCAUCACAGCGCUCCCAGCUGGAGGCCUAUUCCACCCUGCUGGCCAACAUGGGCAGUCUGAGCCAGGCACCAGGACAUAAGGUUGAGCCCCCACCACAGCAGCACCUCAGCCGGGCUGCUGCGGGGCUGGUCACCCCGGGGUCCCCUCCACCCACCCAGCAGAACCAGUAUAUUCACAUUUCCAGCUCUCCGCAGAGCUCUGGGCGGGCAGCAUCUCCUCCCCCGAUCCCGGUCCACCUGCAUCCCCAUCAGACGAUGAUCCCGCACACGCUCACCCUGGGGCCCUCGUCCCAGGUGGUCGUUCAGUACAGCGACGCUGGAGGCCACUUUGUUCCUAGAGAGUCCACCAAAAAAGCAGAAAGCAGCAGGUUGCAGCAGGCUAUGCAGGCCAAGGAGGUCCUGAAUGGGGAGAUGGAGAAGGGUCGGAGGUAUGGGGCACCAUCCUCUGUGGAGCUGAGCCUGGGCAAGGCAAGCGGCAAGUCAGUGCCUCAUCCCUAUGAGUCCCGGCACGUGGUGGUCCACCCGAGCCCAUCAGACUACAGCAGUCGUGAUACCUCUGGGGUCCGUGGAUCUGUGAUGGUCCUGCCCAACAGCAACACCCCCUCAGCCGACCUGGAGACGCAGCAGGCCGCACAUCGAGAGGCCUCUCCAUCCACCCUCAACGACAAGAGCGGCCUGCAUUUAGGGAAGGCCAGCCACAGGUCCUACGCACUGUCCCCCCACACGGUCAUUCAGACCACUCACAGUGCAUCAGAGCCUCUCCCGGUGGGCCUGCCAGCCACAGCCUUCUAUGCUGGGACUCAACCUCCUGUCAUCGGCUACCUGAGUGGCCAGCAGCAAGCAAUUACCUAUGCCGGCAGCCUGCCUCAGCACCUGGUGAUCCCAGGCACCCAGCCUCUGCUCAUCCCAGUGGGCAGCCCUGACAUGGACACACCUGGGGCAGCCUCGGCCAUAGUCACAUCAUCGCCCCAGUUUGCUGCAGUGCCUCACACGUUUGUCACCACCGCUCUGCCCAAGAGUGAGAACUUCAACCCCGAGGCUCUGGUCACCCAGGCCGCCUACCCAGCCAUGGUGCAGGCCCAGAUACAUCUGCCGGUGGUGCAGUCGGUGGCGUCCCCUGCCACGGCGCCACCCACGCUGCCGCCAUAUUUCAUGAAAGGCUCGAUCAUCCAACUGGCCAAUGGGGAGCUGAAAAAGGUGGAGGACCUGAAGACGGAGGACUUCAUCCAGAGUGCAGAGAUUAGCAAUGACCUCAAGAUCGACUCCAGCACGGUGGAGAGGAUUGAGGAUAGUCACAGUCCCGGAGUGGCCGUGAUACAAUUUGCUGUUGGUGAACAUCGAGCCCAGGUCAGUGUUGAAGUUUUGGUAGAGUAUCCUUUUUUUGUGUUUGGACAGGGCUGGUCGUCCUGCCGGCCUGAGCGAACCAGCCAGCUCUUCGAUCUGCCGUGCUCCAAACUCUCCGUUGGGGAUGUCUGCAUCUCGCUCACCCUCAAGAACCUGAAGAAUGGCUCUGUUAAAAAGGGCCAGCCUGUGGACCCUGCCAGCGUCCUGCUGAAGCACGCAACGACGGACAGUCUGGCUGGCAGCAGACACAGAUAUGCUGAGCAAGAAAACGGAAUCAACCAGGGAGGCCCCCAGGUGCUCUCUGAGAAUGGUGAACUGAAGUUUCCAGAAAAGAUUGGAUUGCCUGCAGCACCCUUCCUCACCAAAAUAGAACCGAGCAAGCCCACAGCCACAAGGAAGAGGAGGUGGUCGGCCCCGGAGACCCGCAAACUGGAGAAGUCGGAGGACGAGCCACCUUUGACUCUUCCCAAGCCUUCGCUCAUUCCUCAGGAGGUUAAAAUCUGCAUCGAAGGCCGAUCUAAUGUGGGCAAGUAGAGACCGUGCCGGCAGCGGAGGCCUGGGCCUCCCUUGCUGUCUGUAUCCCAAUUACUGUACUGUAGGCUAAAUAACACAGUAUUUACAUGUUAUCCUAUUACUUUAGGUUUGUGUUCUAACCUUGUCAUUAGAGUCACACAGGUAUGUCGCAGGAGACUGGUGCAUUUGCAUUGUCUGUGAGUGUCUGUUGAGGAGCUGGCGGGGUGAAGGGUGGUUAGAACCGUAGCCGUGGAGCUCCCGGGCAUCCUAGGUGGCCCUGAAUGUGGCUUGAUCGGCACCUGCCUUCUCCAGCAGCACAGAGCCAAGGGGCAUCAGUUCUCACUGGUUUCAAGAGCAAAUUCAGUGGGAAGUGACCUGCAAGGGUGUCUGGGUGUGCCCCUGUGAAGGGGCGCAUGGGUGCCAUGGUGGCGAGUGACGGUCUCUCUUUCUCUGCCUCCCUUUCCCAUGCUUGCUCACUCUCGGCAUGGGAUUGGGGGACCUGGGUUUCCUACAUGCAAAGUCAUCCUCAGGAACCCAGCUUCAGGGCAUCAUGGGGAGGCGUCAGAUGACAGAUAGGAAACUAGUUUCAAAGAACGUGGUUCUCUCCAACAUAUUUUACAAUAAAAAGCAACUUUUAAUCAUAUAUAUAUAUAUAAAUAUUUCCCCCCAUGGGGCCUGACUGCACUGAGAUUUUUUUUUUUAAAGCAGCUGCCACACGUGGGAUUUCAUUUCUGCUUUACCAGUCCAGUGACUCAGUGACGUCACCAGGUGUCAUGGUGGGCAGGGAAGUCCUUGCUCAGGUCACCCCUGGUCAGGGGGGUGGCAGUGGGGCUGGGGGACAGAAGGAGUACCCCACACUGAUUUCUGUGCAGUGUUAGGAAAACCAAUCAGGUUAUUUGCAUUGACUUUUGCUCCCAGGAAGAAAAUGCGAGCUCCCCUCCAGAGAGAGCCAGGCAGCUCUCGGAGCUGAGCCGGGCAGCUUCUUCUCCGUCUUUUAGGUCUAGUACUGUUUCUAGUUCAUGACUAUGGACAACUCCGGUGCCACUUUCUUUUUUUCUCAAUCCCAGUGUGACGUGGAGAAUUAGAUCUGGAAGACGCACACCUGUUACUAUUCUUCAGCUGUCAAAAGUGCUGUGUGCAGACUUUUCUUAACCAAACACCUUGGUCUGUCAGUCAGCGAGAGUACUGUAUCUAACUUGAAACUCUUUGGCAAGAAAAGACAAACCUAAGUUGCUUUUGGGUUUUUUUUUUCAACACUGUAACUACUUUUCAGCUCUGCAGGACUGCCCACGAGCCAGAAAAGCUCCCGUCUGGUGUAAAGGGAUGAGUGUGAAUGUGAGUGUGAACUAUGAACUAGUACGUGACAGUAGAUGACCAUCAAGUACUACAGCAGGCACUUGUCACUUUGGUGUUGGAGAAAGAGCUAAAGGCACAUGCAGAGUUGGCAGAGAAACUGGGAAAACACAGGGAGGAAAAGACACUCGUUUUUGUCCAGUGUUUUUAGGGUGAGCUCCUAAAGAACUUUGCGAUUUGCACAUCUUGAGAUUUUAGUUUGUGUGAUAUUCCUGCAGUUUUUAUCCAAUAACGUUGUGGGAAAGUUUGGGGGGGGGUCGAAUGAGCAUAAAUAAAUGUAGCAAAAUUACUUUCUAACCUGCCUAGACCCUAGGCCAUUCUUAGAAGGUUUCUGUUCCUUUCAGGGUCAUUUUGUCACCUGCCACAUCUGUCAUGAGAAGCCAGGUCUGAGAGUUUUUUUUUUUUUUCAGAAUCACUGAGAGUUUCCCAUAUAGACAUUUUAUAUAUGUGAGCAAGUGGGUUUUUUGUUUGUUUAUUUCUGGGGGAAAAGUGUUAAUAUUAUUUUUCAGAAUGAUUUUUUUUUCUAUUUGAAAUCAAACCAAGAUUUAAUGUUUGGUACAAAAACCCAGAAAGGGUGUUUCAUGAAGUCACAGGUUUUCAUUCCCAGAGAUCAAAGUAUCAUUUGCAGGUUCUGAGUGUGUCUUAAAGUGCUUUAAACCAAGUUUUAUAAAUAGAAGAUUUUAAAUAUUCUUACUUGGUUGCAACUAACCCAAGUAAGUACUUAUUUGGCUUUUCUUUUAACCAUCGAAAAACAAAAAGGACUUCUAGUUCUCAAAUUAGAAAAAAAAGAGACCUUUUCUCCCUUAUACAACCCAAAUGUUGGCUAUCCAGUCUGCACUCACACAGAGGCUCUCAUUGUGACUGAUGGUUUUUGUUUUUGUUUUUGUUUUUGUUUUUUUUUUCUGGGAUGUACCAAAAACCUUUGAGUAAGUUCAGAAUAGCUGGCCUCUCCCUAAACUUCAUUACCCUCCCAGCAUCUAGCAGAGCUGGGCGGGCCCAUUCUUGCAGUCACAUUGCUUAGUUAGUGCUGUGAUUUUUUUUUUUAAUGUUUCUUUUCAGAGACCUUGCUUAAUCUUCCAUAUAUUCUGCUCAGGGCACUUGCACUUAUUAGGGUUUUUUUUUUUCCUUUUUUAUUGUUUGUCUUGUUUUAAUCUUUGAUGGUAAGAGGAAUAGGAGGCCGUCACAGGGGUGCACUAAUUACAGCAGCUCAGAAAACACAUCCAUCACUUUCUGGCUUACUUCGGGUAUUGAACUGACUGUCUUCACUAAACCGACACUAAAAUAGGUAAACACACAGUUCAGAGCAAUAGGAAUAUCAUAACUUUUGUGGUUCUAUUUCAGGUAUAGGAACUUUAAAAAAUCAUUGGUCCUUCUAAAGCAUUUGUCCCGUUUCACUCGCUCAUUCUCUUAGCAUGUGCAAUACUUUGUGUGCCAAUAGUGAGCUAUCUAGUUAAAGUUCAUUCCCUUUGGGCUUUUUUCCUUGUUCUGUGGGUCGACCUUCCUUCCCCUUGCUGACCAGAGAAACGCUGGAGGGAAGGAGCCAGGAGAGGCGAGCCCGCUUGCUUUCCCUUAAUGUGGAUACAGAGUACUGGGGUAGGGGAGCUGUAUCUGUCACCAGGACAUAGCGCCAUCCAUCCAAGGAGACCAGAGGGAAGCGCGCUGGCUCGCUGAGAAGGCCCAUCACUCUGCACUCUGCACUCUGCGAAGGCCCUUCACUCUAUAGUGAACCUGGAAUGCGCCAAGGAGGCGGAUGGUUCCUAGAACACGCUCUGGAGCAGUGUGGGCUGCAAUCAGCCCGCUUUUCAGUCUCUUCCGGGUCCUUGAGACUUUGCUCUCUGCCUUUGAGCGCCAACAACUUACUGCCUAUGUGCAAAUGUGCGUGUGUUCUGAGCUUGCCCACCGGUGGCUUUGGAGGGGACCACCUGGCAACCACAGCCACCAUUUCCUUGUGACAGCUUUCUCCUCAAAUAGGAAGAACACUCAGAGGCAGGAGCCACCUCUGGUUUGCAGACACGGGUGGGGCCCGCCAGACUCCUGAAGCAGCUGCGGUCACCCUUCCGUGUAGGGAGCACAGUCACGGCUGUGCCAUCAGCAUACAAGGAUCAGCUACGCGCCUCUCUGUACCUGUCCUCUUGGCAAUAUUUUACCAACAGUUGUCUUUCAUUCUCUCCUCCUGCUUUCCAUUUUUUUAAAAAACAAAUAACAGCAGGCCUUUUGCGUUUACAGUGGAACACACAAUCACCAAGAAAUGAGUCAGGGCGACAAGAAAACAUAGUAAUAUUACUAAUAAGAAACCAACAAACAAGAACCUCUCUUUAUAGGGAUUUCUAAAUAUAUAAAAUGACUGUUCCUUAGAAUGUUUAACUUUAGAAUUAUUUCAGUUUGUCUGGGCCACCUUGGGGUCAGCAGGGGUGGGGUUGGAAAGAGAAGGCCAUGGAUGCCACUUACCUCAAAUUUUUUUAGAAGUGGAAAUCCAAAUUGCAUUUUUUUGGGGGGACGGGGCUUGCAGGAUAGUUGUCUAUGUUGGUCACAUUUUGCUUUUCUCAGUUCUUCCAGCUCAGUUUGGGAUGGCCUGAUUUUUUUUAUGGUGGUGGCGGCAGCAGAACGUCCUUAACUCUGAAUUCUGACCUUGUAUGUUUUCUGUUAGGUGAGCUUGUUGGGUUCCUCCCCUCCUCCCCUUACCCCCACCAGGAAGUGGCAGUGUCCUUCCUGCUCCUUUGCAAGGAACUCUGCGGAACCUUUCACACCUCUUACUCAGGGAUGGGGCUGGUGUGUGUGUGUGGAACACGGACGUGUUCAGCAACAGCACUUUGGACUGCUCUGGAGUAGGGUUGUACAAUUUCAAGGAAUGUUUGGAUCUCCCCGCAUCGUGUGGAUUGCUCCUUGGCUACUGCACAGAUUGCAAUACAAUGCUGCGCGUUCAAGACGAACAGUAGCUCCUAGUGAUCAGAAAAUCCACUCUUUGCACAUAGUUUGAUCUUUACUGAAAUAUGUUGCCAAAAUCUGUUUUUGUUGUAGCUUUGGGUUUUUCUUUUCUUUUUUUUUUUUUUAAGGAAACAAUUGACAAUACCCUUUAACAUCUGUGACUACUAAGGAAACCUGUUUUGUAGAUGCUUUUGAAGACACUAACACCUAUUUCAGACAUGGGUGAGGAGGCAGAGCUCUUGGGAUAGAAAGCCAGAUUUUUUGAGCUGUGUUGGUUGGCAUGGCGACUGUUUCCUGAGCCACAAGCCGCUCAACAAACUGGUCUGUUCUCUCCUGGAAACCCUCUGCCCUUCCAAAAUUUCCUAGUCGGUCCCCUUGGACGUCAGGGGAAUGCAGGGCCCUGUUCUCCCAGGCCCAAUCUAGUUUCUUUGGUGGUUGAGAUGAAAGGCAAGAGAAUUAUACUUUAUUUUCUGAAAGUGGAGCAAAGGACUUUGCUUCCAUGGUUGUGUUUUGAACCCAGAAUUUCUGAAAUAGAGAAUUUAAAGACAAAUGGAGUAAUAACUAUAAAGAAUCUACUUUUUUAUAAAGCACAUGCAUAUGACCUGUUGCGUUGGGUUGGGUUCCUCCCUUUUCCAUGGACAGUGCUGUGUUUCUGUUCCUAUGGCAACUCCAAACAGUUUGCACAUCUUCUACUCUGGAGCUGAGAUUCCUCUCACAUAGAUGACCUCGCUUCAAACGUUACCUUACUUACUGAUAGGCUUUUUUUCUUGUAGCACUAUACCUUGUGGGAAGUUAUUUCUUUUCUUUCUUUAAAGUACACCUAAUUUGAGCAGCCAAAGGGGGGUGGGGGAUGGGAGGUUUUUUUUUUUUUUUUUUGAGGCACUCACUUUGGGGAGUACAGAUAUUUUUUUUUAAUUGCACAAAAGAAAAAUGAAUGUUGAGAUGAUUUUCAGUGUUUGAAAGAGACAGAUCUGUUGAAACCGUGAGUUUCAUAUUUUGUGUGUAAAAAAAAAAACAGGAGGGAUGAAAGUUACAUGUUUUGGGGUUUUUUCUUGUAUAUAGGAAUUUGUCGUCUUGAUGAUCCAAUUUGUAUGGUUAUGGCCUGGAAGAAUUACAACGUCAGAGGCUCUUCAACUAUACUAUACCUAUGCUUACUGUUCUGUUUUUGUUACAUGCGGUUCUUGUGUGAAGAAUGGGCAAGUGUAUUCCACUAUUUGAGGAUACUGUCCAUUCCUAGGCCGGAAGUACUUCUCUAAGUUCCCUUCUUAAGCCAUUGCAACUUCUUUUCUUUGGAUGAUGUCUGACAUUUUCAGCACUUCCUGUUCCUAUAAACCCAAAGAAUAUAAUCCUGAACAUGAAGUGUUUCUAUAAGGGAUCCUCCUUCCCAGUAAGACAGGACUCACAUAGGGACAAAAAGAAAAAGAAAAGGAGCUUUCCUUCUGCCUCCCACCCCAUGCCUCAUUUACAUGGGGGUAAAAACAUCAAUUCCAAUUUGAAUGCCUGGCUUUCAUUUGGAUGUUUGUCAAGCAGAGGCCAGAGAAAAGGCAGAGCGGUUUGUCAGAGUUAGAUUCCUGUUCAACAGUUGAGCUGGGUGCUUCAAAUCGGACAGUUUAGGGGGUAAACAGACCCUAGCUUUGAUUCUUAAAUUUGGAGUUGGGUCCCCUCCCGUACUGUGUAAGUUCUUAUAGCUGACACUCUCCUUGACAGAGGCAGAAGAGGGGACAGAGGCUUCAGCACUUUGUAUCCCAACUCUUGCAUACAGGAGCUUCGCCUGUAUUCCGAUGCCAUGAGUUUGGACAUUAGGUAGCAUCUACACAAAUCAGUCUACAAGAGCUUCCCUAACACUGUUGAGCUGCAGAACACCUGGAGAAUGCCAUCCACUCAAUGUUUUCCUGUUCCUUUGCUGUCUGGAUGGGCAGUCUGAAGGCCUGUGUGGGAAGAAGCACUGUUUACAGUAACCCUUACCGAGAUAACGCACUGUCCCCUAGACUACCCAGCUGAGGUGACACUGGCUUAGAACUGUUGUCUUGAAAGAUCCGUUACCAAGACGGAUGGUGCCUAGGUUUCUCUUGGUUCUUACCCACGCCACCUACUCUGAAGUUAUUCUCUAGACCAAGAGUGGUCUAGAGAAAUGUUGAGUCAGUGAGGCAUAACCCUGACAACCCACCAGGGGUCCUGGUCCUACUCUGUGACUACUGCCCCUCCCCCACCUGCACCGCUCAAGUGUAAUCCCUGGUGGUGCUGACUGAAAGGGGUCGCAGCGGAGUCCUGUCCGUAUUUGUGGUGGCCUUUCAAUAAGACAGUCUUUCAUCUCUAACCAGUAGAGUCCUGGCCCUAAAGGACCUGAGAUCUGAACCAGCGAAGGUUUUCACAUCAGGUUCCCAAACCCUCCCGUUUCCAUUCAUAUGCCUCCCACAGGCCAAGGGGAAACAGACACCAAAACUUGGGCUGAGGGUACUACCAUGUGGAGAACUAGGGAAAAAAAAAGUUUUUUGCACCUUAUUGAAAAGAAACUUUUAAGUGCAUACAUAGUUAAGAGCUUUUAUUGUGACAGGAGAACUUUUCCAUAUGCGUGCAUACUCUCUCUGUAAUUCCAGUGUAAAAUGUUGUACUUGCACUAGCUUUUUUAAAACAAAUAUUAAAAAAAUGGAAGAAUUCAUAUUCUAUUUUCUAAUCGUGGUGUGUCUAUUUGUAGGAUACACUCGAGUCUGUUUAUUGAAUUUUAUGGUCCCUUUCUUUGAUGGUGCUUGCAGGUUUUCUAGGUAGAAAUUAUUUCAUUAUUAUAAUAAAACAAUGUUUGAUUCAAAAUUUGAACAAAAUUGUUUUAAAUAAAUCGUCUGUAUACCAGUACAAGUUUAUUGUAUAAUACUCGUACUAAUAAUAAAAUAACAGUGCCAAUUGCAAACCUGGGUCUUUGUCUUCUCUUGGGUCCCUAACAGAAACCGUGGCUGAGAGAGAACUGCGUGGGUUCCUCCUCACUGCCUCUGCCCUGUCACCUCAGUUCACCCUGGGGAGACCGGCGGCGGGGCAGUCAUGUGAGGCGUGGAUGUCCCUAAUCUGCAUCUCCUAUCUGCUCACCGUUCUAGGUUUUUCUUCUCAAAUGGCUGGCAGCUUUGCACCUUCUGUGACAUUAUCAAUGCAGGCUCUGCAGCUUUGCUCCAACUGGUAAGUGACCUGGAGUUUGAGGAGUGUGUUUCCCCCACGGUGCGUGCCUCAUGGAAACCUGCGGAGCAAGUCUUCUGGCACAAGAAGCCACUUCGAUGGUUGUCUCGAGAAGACCGUGCACAGGUUGGUGUUGGGCUCAGUUUUGGAAAGAUGUGGCUCAGCAGUUGCCUAGGUAAGUCAUGCCUCCAGGAGCAGCCACCCCCAGGUAUGUCCUGUCCUGCUCCCAUCCACACCCGUGCCUAUGGACUUCUUCUGAUUGAAAUCUGAGCUCACACCGGGGAGAAAGAGAAUGCCAGAAAUAGGUCAGAGUUCUCACGUGGCUGGGGAAGAAUGGGAGCUCUUUGCUUCGGCUUUCUUCUUGGUUCUUCUUUGACCUAUCCAAUUAGGACUCAUCCCAGCAAACCAGGCCUCACAGCAGCAUGUAGCCCCCGAAACAAGGAUUUGGGGUUCUCCAUACUGUAUUUUAGUGUGUGGUGGUGGAGGGGGAACUUUCAUGCCAGGAAGCCUCAAGGGACCAGACUAGAAAGAAGAGCUGUUCCUGGUGUAUGGUGCGGGCAAGCCCUCUGCUCACUUGAUGAGAUAACGAGAGACUGCUUGUGGCUAAGAGAACGCAAAAGGCUGAAUAGGAAAAACACACAGCUUGCUGCUGUGUUAACUCUGAGGCAUGCCUCGAAACUCGAAGAAGCAUUGCACCAGCCUGAGACCAAAGGUACCACGUUCCCGCUUCCCUACUCUAGGGUUGUGCUUGCCUUUCCAAAGAAGAUGCUCCCUGAUAUCACCUAGGAGGUAAAUGCCAACAUUGAUUGCUCUGCUUCCCUGUCUACGGGGAUGUGAGCAGGCAGCCUCGUGCUGUCACAGCCACCAUCCCUCCCAAUCCAUCGCAGGAAGUCCCAUACAUACACGGACAACAGGACUUCUCUGUCCAUGUUGUAGGAGAGGUGCCUGAGCUGAAGGAUGUCCAAAUAGUGGGUCCUCUAGGCCCAUUACAUCAUGGACCUGCUACAGCAAAGGGAAUGUGUGUUCUUUUGCUGAAGCCUCUGCUCCAAGAUGAUCCUGGGUAUCUGGAGCUUUACAAGAGCUUGGCCAUCAUCUGCCUAGAACCAGAUGGCAGUGGGCUGGCCUCUGGGUGUGUAAGGCCAUUCAGUCUGCAACAAGGCUUAUCGAGAACAGAGAUGAGUAGCCUGGUUGCUGCGGGGGAAGAAAACAGAAGCCCAGGGCGGGAGCAUCCUGGACACAUGGCAUGGCACCCUCAGAGCAAUGUCCCCCACAGUGGCACAUGCUGCGGUGUUAACACAGGUGAUACAUAGCUCAUUACAACACCGGAGGUUUGGAGAAAGGCACAGGUCCAGACAGACCUUCCUUACCAGCUGUGUUAAGUCCACUUCAAUGGAUUUAAACGUUCCUUUUCUUCUCACUUAUUCUAGGCUCAUUAAACUGACUUCAGGGCUAAAAGAUGAAACUCGUGCUCCAGAGAGGUGGCCCCUUGACCGAGGUGGGACAGAAAGGAAGUAGCGUCCUCUAGACAAGUGCCGCAUCUCCUUGGCAUUGCAUAGCCUCUUGUGAAACGACUUUGUGGCGGUUAAUCUUGUCGACCUGUCUAUGUUUACAGUCACCAAGGAGAUACACUCACUCUGUGAGGGGGUUUCCGGAAAGGCUUCACACUGAGAAGGGAAGACCCAACUGGAAAGUGGGGGGCACCAUCCCAUGGGCUGGGGACCUGGACUGGAUAAAGGAGGUGGGGGAAACCAGAUGGAGCAUGAGUAGUCAGUAAUCUGAUUUCCUACUUUGUAAGCAAGCAGCCUGUGUUGCUGGUCACAGCCGCCAGCCACUCCCAUCCUUACCCACCAUGGUGGUCAGUAUCACUUGAAUUUCGAGCUAGAAGAAAUCCUUUCUCCCUUAGGCUGCUUCUUCCAGGUGUUUGGUCAUUGAGAUGAAAAGAAGUAGUGAACGCAUCCAUCACAGAGUCCUCCUGAGUACAACCGUUCACAUUUCUACAGGUAUAAGAACAACUCUUCUGGCCUUGGGAACAGGGGUUGGAGAAGGGUUCAGAAUGCAAAUCUCCCAAACCAGUCUAGAAGUGGGCUGGCAAUUCCCCAUGUACUGGUGUGACUGGAUCUUCCCUACAGCAUCAGGUAGUGUUGACACCGGGCAAUUAACUUGCCCUUGCUCAGCAAGAUCAAGCACACAGGACAGACACACUGCAGGACAGCUCUCGGGGCUUAGAGGAGCCUUUUCCCAGGACACAGUCCCUCUUACCAACCAAUAACAUCCACUCUGCUGCAGAGCUACCUGCUUCUUCCUAGGCAGAAUCAGUACAAGGGACUUCCUCUAACUCCCACUUUAAGUCCCUUUAGGCCACGGAGCCCUUGGUUUUCAGCAAGAAUUCUUUAUAGUCUCAUAAAACAUCUGUAGGACUUCAAGAUGGUUCGUAAGCUCUUGGAGAGGAGCCAGCCUAGCUGGGCUGAAGCAGGAGGAUGGCAAGUUUGGGGUCAUCCUGGGCUAAUAGCUAGAUGCUUCCUGGAUGCUCUUCCAGAGGACCCGGGUUCAAUUCCCAGCACCCACAUGGCAGCUCACAACUGCCUGUAACUCCAGUUCCAGGAGAUCUGACACCCUCACACCAAUGCACAUAAAAUAAAGUUAAAAUAAAUUAAAGAAGAGGGGCUAGCCUUCAGGUUAGGACUGAGAAGGGCAAGAAAGAGGUUUGGUGGGGUCUCUGACAAAACUAUACAAGAAUCUAAGACAGGACAGGCUUGCUAGCUACAAGCAGCUCCAAACAGGGAGACAAGGCCUGUUCCCAAGAAGGACUUCAGCGGGAGCAUGGACAGGAUUCUUCAUGUCCAUUGACCCUGCCCAUUGCGUUCUUUU